AUGGUGCUGCUCCGGCUGACCGUCAAGGUCGUCCCUCGUACGCUCGAAGGCGAGGAGAAGAGCGACAGUGGCUCAAAAUGCACCAGCUUCCUCAUGGUCAUCCGCCGGCCAGAGCAGAUGAGCCUGGGAGAAUUGGCAUGGAAGGUCUCAGAGCAGUGGAAGAAGCUCCGGCCAGAGGCUGAGCCGCUAAAGAUAAAAAAGCUGCUGGAUGAUAACCAUGAUACGGACGAGUUAGACGCGGAUCUGACUGUGUCAGACGUGUUUAUCGACUAUGGAAAGGCAUAUGCAGACGGAUUGGACCAACGCGGUGUCCUGCGGGUUCUUCAACAGCCUACGAGCACUCGAUCAACCCGCUACGGCUCUGUCGCCCAGGACUGGGAUGCCAUCACAAGUCACUACUCUAAGGCGGCCGGUAGGAGCUCGAAACGACCGCGCGUACCAUUCUCAGCAGCCAAUGGACUCAAUUCGAACUCGCCUGUUAAGCCUCAUGCUGAUAUAGUCAAUAGCGACAUCACUCAUUUUGAGGUGGCUGAGUCAGUCCAUCCGUUAUACUCCAUUGAAGAAGAAACAGCCGGAACGGAGACAUGUCGACAUAUGGAGCCAUCUCCGGCUCUGAGUGAACGGGAGCAGACGCAGGAGACUACCGAUACUACCGCUUCGAAGCUACGGUCUUCUCCCUUGGACGACUUCCCCUGUUCGGCCGCACGAUUAUCCAUUGACGAGCUGGCAGACCAACCCUCAUCUACCACCAAACAAGGACCUUCAAAACGUGCAAAACGACAAAAGAUUACGGAUACGCCAGCUUCAGAACCAGACGAUGUUGAGAUGGCUGAUAUCCAGACCGGUAUGCGUACUGAGAAGGCAAACGCGGAACAGAGCAACGCCACUGCAGGACCGAGUUCUAAAGAAGCCAUGAUGGCGAAACCCGCAGUUAUUGAUUUGACAGGUACACCAUCUACAAAAACGAACAGUAAGAAAUCACAUCAGAUAGGUUUAGGCAUUACCGCCAGCCCCCCUAAGAAGCGCACAAUUGACAAAUUAGAUGCCCAAGAAGACAAUGCCGAUACAAUCCUAACCUCCAAGAGACCAAGCCGUCUCAACCGCCCCCGUUCAUCCGGCGUACAUCAACAGCUCACCGAUAAACUGCGCAGCAUACCCUUUGCGCCGGCCUCUGCAAAGCAAGCCAAAAAUGUCAGACAGAUCCAAAACGCUACAUCCACUGGAAAAGCGAAAAAUGGUGCCAAAAAUUGGACUGACGAAUUGAACCGUCUGCUGUUCGAAUAUAACUAUGAGCAACUGACCAUAGAUCUAGAAUACGCCAUUCAGGCCGCAGAGGCCGCCGAUGCCUCUCAACAGCAUAUACCAAUAAUGAAUAAACUACUUGAAGAUACUCGGUCUAUAUGGAAAGGAGAUCCUAGGGGGGGCAAGAAAAAUACACGCAGACGAAUGAAUCGGGCAAUGGAUAAACUCAUUGUCCUUCAAGAACCCAAACUGGCCCGGGAAGAGCCCGAGAAGAUUGACGAAGAUGAGGACAUAAGUAUGAUUUAUGGUUACCCCAAGUCAUCGUCUGUUGAACCGAGGUCCAGUGAUGGGGAUGAAGUUCAAUCUAAGCAAUCCCCUUCUGAGAGUGAGCAUGAGGAAGCAAUGGACGAAGAACCCACGGUAGUAUUAGACAAAGACAAGAAGGAUGAGGAACGAUAUAGAGAAGCAAGAGGAGGAGGAGAAGACCAGGAGACGGGUGAUAAUGAAGACGAAUCGGAGGGAGAGAACGAAGACGAAAAAAAUGAAGAGGAUCCUACGAUUCAAGCACGCAUGUCUCCUUCUCUCUCCGAUGCUGCCAAUGAAAGGCCGUCCACCACAGGAUCUCUAAGGUCUUCUAAGAAGGCAGUCCGCUCUGAAUCGCCAUCGAUCUACUCUAUGGCCCUUUCUAACUCUGAAGCCCCUGAGCCUCAGUCUGAAGGCUCAGAGAGUAGCAGUGAGAGUGCAAGCGAAGCUGAAGAGCAAGAAACCACACCCCAACCUAAGGCGAGUACAGGGGAAGCAUCUCGCCAGUCAUCGCUCGUCACUUCACAGUCUCAUGAAUUAGAGUCUGCUGACUCUGAAUCGAGAGCUACAACACCAGAGAAAAAUACAGACACUAAACCCACGGAGGCUGAGAGAGAAGAGGGAGGGUCUAGUAGUUCAGAGUCAGAGGAAGAGGAGGAGGAGGAGGAAGAAGAAGAAGAAAAAGAAGAUAAUGACGAUGGUGUCGAGAAAACUGCCAACGCCAAAGUCAGCUCACAGAGGUCAGAUUCUAGCUCUAGUGAGGAGUCCUCAGCAGACGAGGAAGAUGCUCCAUCCAAGACUAAUACGUCGGAAAAGCCGACUGUGAAGAAACAAGUCACUGUCUUUGAAGACUUAGACUCCGAUUCUGACUCCUCUUCCGCCUCAGAGGGAUCAGACAUUUAUUAUCGCAAGCCAGGCUCUGAUGGUGAACAGGUGGUGCAGCAAGCCGCUGCCUCCUGCCAACAACACACGCCGUCAGAAAUUCCACCCCCAAAAAAGAUACAUAUCUUGAAGCGAUCUCAAACUCCGCUGCAUAAACCUCUCCGUACGUCUUCGACGGGGCCAGCCUCGACAUCCAGCAAGGUAAACCCAGCUAGCUCUCCUAUCGCGGAAGAUAAAUCCUCCAAACCAGCCUUUAUCACAUUCUCUCAGCCGGUACCUACUUCAAACGGGGCCUCCCCGGGACAAGCGAACGGCACCAACCCUCAGUCAACUCCGAACGGGUCAACCAUAGGGCGCUCCCUCGGGCUUAAAGGCCUCCUCUCAAAACAGCUUGGGAAGAGCAUGUUUGGUGGCUUUUAG
This is a messenger RNA of Microsporum canis CBS 113480, 2847 nucleotides long. RefSeq lists its product as hypothetical. Lineage: Eukaryota; Fungi; Ascomycota; Eurotiomycetes; Onygenales; Arthrodermataceae. The transcript is spliced from 3 exons. The record is from RefSeq and is a predicted model, not a curated record. Bases 1 to 2847 code for a protein of 948 amino acids.